This is a messenger RNA of Pyrus x bretschneideri (Chinese white pear), 1338 nucleotides long. RefSeq lists its product as uncharacterized. Lineage: Eukaryota; Viridiplantae; Streptophyta; Magnoliopsida; Rosales; Rosaceae. Gene Ontology annotation, biological process: CAAX-box protein processing. The transcript has 9 exons. The record is from RefSeq and is a predicted model, not a curated record. Gene Ontology annotation, molecular function: metalloendopeptidase activity. Gene Ontology annotation, cellular component: membrane. The coding region runs from base 222 to 1094 and encodes 290 amino acids.
CAUUAGUCAACUUUAGGAUAUCCCUUGUUUGUUGUCUGUCUUCAAAGAUCCACGUGGCAGCAGUUGUGGUGGUCGUUCGUUGUUCGAUCUUGGGACUUGAAGCUCCGGUCGCUCCCUUGCUUCUUUAGCUGUAAAGCGCGGGGCUUUUAGCUGCCGUUUUUGCUCCAUAAUUUUACUCACAGGAAACCAAUUUGGAUUGGACUCUGGCCUGCAAUUGGCCAAUGGGUUCCCUUUCUGUGAUCCCAUUGAGUUGGGGAAGCUCUAUCUUCGUUGGUGGGAAGUUUGACGUGCACAAAGUUUUGCCUCCCAAAUUAUGUAGUGGAGUUGCAAUUAGCCCGAGAGCUUUUGCAAGUCAGAAUUCGGUGAAGAAAUCGAGAAGGGACGGGCAGGCACGAAAAAAGGUAGCAGAUAAGAGCAUUGCUUCCGAAGAUGAUUGUGUUAAAAAUGACGAGAAUGUGGAAUCUUGUGUUAAUUUAGCUGCAGAGGAACCGGUUGCAUUCCCUUCCAGAAGUGCUGUGCUUCAGGCUUGCACUGUUACAUCCGGGUUGAUAGCGGCUUUGGGUAUAAUUAUUCGACAGGUCUCUCAUGUUGCAUCAAUUGAAGGAUUGCCAGUCUUUGACUGCUCAUUGGAAGUACCAUUUGAUUUUGAGGUGUGGCAUCUUCAGUUGAUUUCAGGAUUGGUCAUUCUGAUAUCACUUAGCCGAUAUCUAUUAUUGAAGACAUGGCCGGAUUUCGCGGAGUCCAGCGAAGCAGCCAAUCAGCAGGUUCUUACAUCACUUCAACCUUUCGAUUACAUAAUCGUUGCAUUUUUGCCCGGGGUCAGUGAGGAACUUCUUUUUCGGGGUGCCUUGCUACCACUUUUUGGAUCUAAUUGGAGGAGCGCCUUGGUAGUCGCCAUCAUUUUUGGUGUUCUACACCUGGGCAGUGGCCGAAAGUAUUCCUUCGCUGUUUGGGCAACUUUUGUGGGUCUUGUGUAUGGUUAUGCAACCGUCGUCUCCUCUAGCCUUAUCGUGCCAAUGGCUUCUCAUGCAGUCAACAAUUUGGUUGGAGGGAUGUUAUGGCGUUACCGAUCAGAUUCAUCACGGAAGAUAUGAGAAGACUGCCACUGUCACCCUUACUAGAAAAUGUACAUAAUUUGUCUUGUAACUUGGGGAGUGUAUAGCUAGUGAGGCACUAUUACUAAAACGUAUUACUUCUGUUUAUCUGUGAGGAAGAAAGUUGAAACAAAACUAAUGCACGCACGUUUGCAUAACCAUGCGAAUAUUGUGCAAGUUUUGAUUCACUUUGUCGGUGUUUAGUACCAUGUAUGUACUCUAGUCAAUCCCAUUAUUUUUAACG